GUUGGAAACGGGACAAAGGUUUGGGAUGGGGAUAUACUGAUGGUCGGUAUAGUCACGUUGCCACCGGAUGGUCGAGCAGUGUUGUUCCAGCUUGGCGAGAGACUGCUUCCCGAUGUUGCUUCAGCUGACGAGAAUUGACUCGGCAGUGAUACCGUCGGGAACGGUAUGAAAGAUUCGCUGGCUGUACUGAUGGUUGGUACUGAGGAAUUCCCGCCAGGAGGUAGAGAAGUGGUGUUCCAGCUCGGAGACAAACUGCUCCCUGUCGUCGCCUCUACUGAGGAUGAUGAAGCUGGGAGUGAUACCGUUGGGAAUGGCACAAAUGAACCACUGGUGCUUACAGUUGGUACUGACAAGUUAGCACCUGAUGGGAGGGAAGUGCUGUUCCAGCUGGGACUGAAGCUGGUCCCUGAAGUAACCCCCCUUGAAGACGUUUGGACCGAAGCUGACGACGUUGGAAAAGGGACCAAGCUCCCGCUGGAACCACUAGUUACGGUUGCAGAUGUGUUUCCUCCAGAAGGAAGAGACGUGCUAUUCCAGCUGGGUCCGAAGUUACUCCCCGAGCUUGUGACCACCGAAGAUGCUUGGCUUGAUAGAGACAACGUUGGAAACGGAACGAAUGUGUCACUCGAGAUACUGAGUGUCGGUACCGAGCCAUUACCUCUCGACGUGGUACCAUUCCAGCUUGGACCUACACUCCCGCUUGAUGAACCACCAGAGCUUGCGGAAACCGAGGCCGUUGGGAACGGCACGAACGUCCCUCUGGAGAUACUGACUGUUGGUACUGAGCCAUUACCCAUCGAAACAGAGGUAGUUCUAUUCCAACUUGGCCAUAUAGUACUACUAGAUGAGGCCCCAGUGAUGGUAGAAGCCGAGGCUGUAGGGAAGGGUACGAAGCUUCCACCGGAGAUAUCGGUAGUCGGAGCCGAUCCAUUGCCUCUCGACGCUGACGUGGUGUUCCAACUUGGAGCCACACUACCACUCGACGAGCUCCCAGAACUAGUGAAGUCCGAGCCUGUAGGAAAUGGUACAAAACUCCCACUUGAGAGACUGACAGUUGGAAUCGAACCAUUCGCUGUUGAGGCUGAAGUCGUAUUCCAACCUGGCCCUACACUCUCACCCGUUGUCCUAGACCCAGUGGUCACAGACACACUUAGAGCCGACUCUGUAGGGAUAGGCACAAAAGGCCCUGUCCCAGAAAUACCGCCGCUCGGGGCAGUCAUACUCGAGUUCCACCCUGUCAAUGUCCCAGUCGGACGUGUCCCACUCUCCACAGGACUCGACGUCGAGAUACCAGGAAAAGACCACGGUGGCGAAUCGGUUGCAGUGCCAGAUCGUGUCGUUCGGGUAUCUGAUAGUUGGGAUGUUACACCCGUGUUGGACUGGAGAGUUUGGGUCCGGUUGCCAGAUUGGGAGUGAGAUGAAGUAGGUGCUCGGUCUUGGCUUGAGAAGGAUGCUGAGAAGGGAUCUUGGGUAUCUGCUGGUGACUCUGUGGUGGUGCUCCAUGAAGCUGCUGAACCUGAUCUUGUAAGGCUUUCGCUGGCUGAUCCUGUAGUUGGACUGCUGCUGUUGGCGUAUGUCGUCCUGGGAACAUCUCCAGUCGUCUCUCGUGCUGUCGUCUCUCCACCAGACGCUGCAGUCUGAUUCCACGACGCUUCAGUCGUCGAAUACGCUCCCCCAGCCGUCGUCUCAGCAUACGUCCCCGACCCAGGCU
Molecule: messenger RNA, 1711 nt
Organism: Fusarium odoratissimum NRRL 54006
Lineage: Eukaryota; Fungi; Ascomycota; Sordariomycetes; Hypocreales; Nectriaceae
Exons: 1
Coding region: 166-1416 (416 amino acids)
Source: RefSeq, a predicted model, not a curated record